Messenger RNA from Arvicanthis niloticus (Nile rat), 1749 nucleotides. The record is from RefSeq and is a predicted model, not a curated record. NCBI's taxonomy places the organism in Eukaryota, Metazoa, Chordata, Mammalia, Rodentia, Muridae.
AACCUGAUCUGUUUCUUAGCGACGUAAAGAGGCUGUGCAGUCCCUGGUGCCGCCAUGCCGGUGCGAGUGAGCGAGUUCAGCUGGCAGCAGACACCAGCCGCGGUCUUCCUGUCACUUCCUCUGCGCGGCGUCUGCGUGCGCGACGCUGACGUAUUCUGUGGGGAAAGUUACCUGAAGGUUAACUUUCCUCCAUUUUUAUUUGAGGUGUUUCUCUAUGCUCCUAUAGAUGAUGGGAAGAGCAAAGCCAAGAUUGGAAAUGACACGAUUCUCUUCACAUUGUAUAAAAAGGAGCCAGUUCUGUGGGAGAGCCUUUCUAUGCCAGGUGUUGAUAAAGAGAUGAUGCAGAGAAUAAGAGAAAAAUCUAUCUUGCAAGCACAAGAGAAAGCUAAAGAGGCCACAGAAGCAAAAGCUGCCGCUAAGCGAGAAGAUCAGAGAUACGCACUAGGCGUGAUGAUGAAGAUUGAAGAAGAAGAGAGGAAAAAAAUAGAAGAUAUGAAAGAAAAUGAACGGAAAAAAGCAACUAGAGAAUUAGAAGCAUGGAAAGAAUGUCAAAAGAAAGCUGAUGGACAAAAAAAAGUUCAGAGGAAGGAGAAAGCGCCACAGGGAAAGCACUCUGAAGAGACGGAAGCACUAAAACCUCGGGGUUUGCCCCAGAAGGCCCUGCCCACUCGCCUCCCCACAAGAGGGAGGAAUUGGGAAAACAUAUUUUCUGAGAAGUUAAAGGAAGACAGAGUUCCUGCGCCUCGACCCGCUGGCAGUAUUCAAAUCAGCUUCACCCCUCGAGUGUUCCCAACUGCACUUCGGGAAUCCCAAGUUGCAGAAGAAGAGGAGUGGCUGCAUAAACAAGCAGAGGCAAGGAGAGCCAUGAGCACUGAUCUUCCUGAAUUCUCUGACUUAAAAGAAGAAGAGAAGAAUCCAGACUGGUUGAAAGACAAAGGAAACAAAUUGUUUGCAACAGAAAACUAUUUGGCAGCGGUUGAUGCAUAUAAUUUAGCCAUACGAUUAAACUGUAAGAUCCCAUUAUUGUAUUUGAAUCGGGCUGCUUGCCACCUCAAAUUAAAAAACUUACACAAGGCCAUUGAGGACUCUUCUAAGGCACUAGAAUUAUUGACACCACCUGUUGCCGACAAUGCCAAUGCAAGAAUAAAGGCACACGUCCGACGAGGGACGGCAUUCUGUGGACUAGAACUGUAUGUUGAAGGCUUGCAAGAUUAUGAAGCUGCACUUAAGAUCGACCCAGCCAACACAGUUGUACAGACCGAUGCAGAGAAGAUUCGGAAUAUAAUUCAAGGGACAACACUGAGGUCUCAUGAAUAGAGGUAGCUAGGUCCAUGGUCUCUGCGGGUCCUCCAGCUCUGUAAAGUGCUAGAGAGUCUUUGGAAUGGCAGUGCCUGAGGAAUCAUUUCCAACGUGAAAAUGGCCUAUCUCUCACCGCCUUUGAUCCCAGUACUGGGAAGGCAGAGGUCGGCAGGUCUCUGUGAGCUUGAGGCCAGUGAAGAGCAGCUAUACAGCAAGACCCAGCUUCAAAGCAGAAAACAAAGCACAAAGAAUGGGCUGGUGAACCCUCAGUCUUAGUACAGGGCUUGGGCUUUGAUGUUGCUGUCCUGAACUGCCUGGGCUCUUAGAAUUAAGCUGUUGCUAUUGGUGUUUCUAGGAUAGUACUGAGGAAUCAACAGAAUAGAAUUUCCACAUAUAAGAUUGUGCUUAUAAAGUAUCUUUAUUAUAUUAAAUAUAUAGUAUUUCAUUCUG